Messenger RNA from Anopheles bellator, 147 nucleotides. RefSeq lists its product as uncharacterized. The record is from RefSeq and is a predicted model, not a curated record. Lineage: Eukaryota; Metazoa; Arthropoda; Insecta; Diptera; Culicidae. The transcript has 2 exons. The coding region runs from base 1 to 147 and encodes 48 amino acids.
AUGAAGCUAAGCUUCGAUGUUCGGCUCUGUGUGCGUCCGUCGUCCGUGUUUUCAACGAUUGUUGAAAUGGUUCAGUGGGUUACACUGAUUGUUAAUCUGACGUGCGCUCUCCACCUUCGGUACGCGGAAUGUAAAUUCGUUGAUUAA